Molecule: messenger RNA, 2034 nt
Organism: Chanos chanos (milkfish)
Lineage: Eukaryota; Metazoa; Chordata; Actinopteri; Gonorynchiformes; Chanidae
Gene: nphp1
Product: nephronophthisis 1
Exons: 20
Coding region: 1-2034 (677 amino acids)
Biological process (GO): protein localization involved in establishment of planar polarity
Cellular component (GO): cytoplasm; cilium
Molecular function (GO): protein binding
Source: RefSeq, a predicted model, not a curated record
AUGCCGCCGAAAAGGAGAGGACCUCUACAAACCGUGCAAAGAGAUACAGAUGACAUCAAGAAAAAGAUCGAUGCUUUGUCUAGCGGCAUCGAUGGCCUGAAUGAAGCCGAACGUAGGGAAGCAUCGUUAAGGUGCUCUGAACUGCAAAAUGCUGUGGAACAGAGGAAGAGGACUCUACAGAAGUUGACAAAAGCAGAUGAGCCGGCACCAGUGGCGAACUAUAACCAGCGGAAACAGGAUGAAGAGGAGCGUCUGCUCAGAUUACAGGAGCACCUACAUACUCUAGCUCUGAAACUACAGCCCAUCGAGAGCAAAAAUGAAUCAGAAGCAGGCCAAAGCUCCAUUCAGGAGGAUGAGGAAAGUGGAGAGGAAGAAAGUGAGGAAAAUGAGGAGAGUGCUGACAGUGACAACGUUGAUGAUGAUGACGAUGAGGAGGAGGAGGAUGAGGAGGGUGACAAUGAUGAUGAAGAUAUUGAUACAGAAAGAAAAACAGCUGCUGUCUACAUUGCCUUAAGUACUUUUAAAGGAGAGCAAGAGGGAGACCUUUCAAUGCAGAAGGGGGAGGUUUUGACUAUUCUCAAGAAGAAUAUGGAUGGCUGGUGGUUAGGACAAGACUCCAAAGGGAACCAAGGUUUGGUUCCAAGAACUUUCCUCAAGGAGUACUCUGGAGAAGAGAAAGAAGAAGAGAGUGAGGUUGAAGAGAAUAGUGCAGACGAAGAGGAAGAGGAACCUAAAGCCAAACAGAGUGCUUCCUCUAACUGGGACACUGUGAGAAGAGCCAUCACUGAGAUUGAUGCCACUGAUGUUCUGUCUGCUAUGGGAGCCAUCCCUCCAGGAUUCAGGCCAUCUACUUUGUCUAAACUCUUGGAUGAAGGAAUUACACACAGAGGAAGUCACUACACACAGCCUGAGCUCAGCCAAUCACAGCUCUCUUUUAACGACCUCUUCCUCGACCCAGACUCUGGCAAGGUUCGUUUGCGACAGUCAAGAGUCUGUCUGACUUUGACCCUGUGGAGCUGCCGAAUGAUCCCACCCCCAGGGGUGGGGUUACAGGUUCUCAGCAGACAUAUACGUUUCUGUGCCUUCAAUGGGACUGAGGUUCUGAGUAACGUCCACACUGUCCGGGCCACUUACAACCCUAAGAGUCCAAAGACCUGGAGAUUUUCACCAAGGAUGAGUGGUGUGCUGCCCAGUCUGUUGGAUGGAGAUUGUUUCCUGCGCUGUCACUCACCCUCCCCUAACCUUGGCAUUCUCUUUGAGCUGGGAGUCACUUACAUUAGAAAUUCUACAGGAGAGAGAGGAGAUUUAAGCUGUGGCUGGGCUUUUCUCAAACUGUUUGACAAAAAUGGAACCCCUAUCCCUCUUCGGACACAGGAGCUUACUGUGCAUGGCGGAACUCCAUAUGAGAGAGAUGUAGAGAUGGACACUACCUCAACUAAAAGAGCUUCUGCCACACCCACUGGAGUGCUUCAGCAGAUGUUGAUGGCAAGAAAACUACCCAAGCUCCUGGUCAAACUGAAAUCUCCCAGCACCAGGAUUAGGACACUACUUAAUUUACUACCAGACACUAUCGUGGGAAGCCUGUCAUGUGUACCUCUGCUGGCUCUGUACAGACAGUUACUCGCUGACACACUUCUGCUGAACCGAGUGACCAUGCAGAAUGCUGAUCUCCUCUGCAGCUCAGUUCUCGCCACAUUUCCCCAAGUCCUUGAUCAGCCAGACCUGAUGGAUGCUCUGAGGCUUGCGUGGAUGAAGGCUGAGAGCAUGCUGAAGAGGCAUGAGAAGAAUGACAUUGCUGUGUUGAAGCGCGAGUUUGAGAAUGUGUAUAUGAGUAGUGUGUACCCCUUGCUGUUCAUGACGGAGAUGCCCCGCCCACAAUGGGCAGAUGAGGGGGUGGAAACUCAACGUGCCCGUGUCAUCUACAACCCCGCCCUGCAGAAUCCCAUGGCAACUAUGCUGUCGUCUGAACAUACGCACCAAGCUUUUGACAUCACGCAGGUCACGUAUGACCUUAUCAGUUCGGCCCGACAUUGA